Prosopis cineraria is the source of this 2318-nucleotide messenger RNA. Its product is annotated as BAG family molecular chaperone regulator 1-like. Bases 1085 to 1855 code for a protein of 256 amino acids. The transcript is spliced from 4 exons. Gene Ontology annotation, biological process: protein stabilization. Gene Ontology annotation, molecular function: adenyl-nucleotide exchange factor activity; protein-folding chaperone binding. NCBI's taxonomy places the organism in Eukaryota, Viridiplantae, Streptophyta, Magnoliopsida, Fabales, Fabaceae. The record is from RefSeq and is a predicted model, not a curated record. Gene Ontology annotation, cellular component: cytoplasm.
UCAUUGUAUACCUAUAAUUUCAUAGUUUCCCAGAAAGAUCACGAAACAGAAUAUGUACUUGACAGAAGUGGUGGAAGUAUUUAUAGGCGUGUGGAACAAAAAGCCCAGAAAUUGUAUUACUAAAACAUGACAAACAGAUAAAACGUCCAUGUUACGAAAUGAAUUAACGGCCAGUACCCAUGAGUCGACGGAAAUAAGGGUUUUAAUUGGCUAAUUAACAGUAAUUAACUCCCCAAAACAAAAACAAAAAAAAAGAAGAAAAUUUGGCGUAAGGAAAGCGACAUAGCAAGCAUCAAAAUCAAAGAUUCCAGUUCCCUUGAGCAGACCCCCGGGUUAUAGGAGACAGCUGGUUUCACGAUGAUGGUCAAAACCCUGCAAUUUCAUUCCAAAUUUCUUCACCUUUCUCUAUUAAAAUAAGUAAAUCCUUUGAAAAAAAAUGCACUUCCAGUAUGAGAAAGAAUGUGGUCUGUUGAACUGAGAGACGAACUAGUUAUAAAAAUUUAAAUUAAGUAUUCCUAAAAUUUCGAGUUUGAGUUUAUAUGCAUGCAGUUAUUUAUGGCCAUUUCUGCCCCAAAAAACAAAAACUGCCACAUUUUUAUUACCCGUUAUUCACUUAUUUAUUAUUUACUGUGCACUAAACGGUUCAGAAAUUUACUUCAUUACUUUUACCCCUGCACGUUCCCAAUUCUCAUUUUACCUUUUCCCUCUCUAUGACUAUGCCAACAGCAAAGAUGAUUCUUCUCAGUUACUUUCUUUCCUGUCCACUCGUUUUCUGUCUUUUUCCUUUUCCUUGUCUCCUCCAUUUCUCUCUUCUUUACCGACUGCUAUUCCGAUUAAUUAAACCACCAAGCGGCUCUCUCUAAUGAGUCUUACUCUGAUUUUCAUCACGUUCUUCUUUCGACCCCGCUUUUCACAAUUACUGUAUUAUUAUUCCAUCCUGUAGAAACUUUUGAGCACGUCACGGUUCUUUCUUCUCCCUCAGGUUUCCUCCAAUCCAAGGGAAGCACCUCUUCAGGCUCCGAUUCUGUUCUGAGAUUACUUAGCCAAAUCAUCGUCUCAUUGUCCGGUUUUUAGAAUAAUCCAGAUGAUGAAAUCCGCGAUUAACGGAAUGUUUUCGAGGUCCAAAACGAGCAACGUCGGCGAUCAGAUAAGCGGCCUGAGGGAGGCGGAAUGGGAAUUAAGGCCAGGAGGAAUGCUGGUCCAGAAGCGUGAUUCAGAUGAGAACCAGAAUUUCGUUUCUGUUUCCACUCCCCCCAUUAAAAUCAAAGUCAAGUAUGCUUCAACCUAUCAUGAAAUUCGUAUAAGUUCUCAUGCAAGUUUUGGGGAAUUGAAGAAACUGUUGGCAGAGGCGACGGGAUUGCAUCCCCAGGAUCAAAAGAUCAUCUUCAAGAGCAAGGAGAGAGACUCUAAAUCAUACCUGGACGAAGUGAAAGUGAGAAAAGGAUCAAAAAUGGAGGUUGUGGAGGACAUUGAGGGCAGAGAACGGAGGGCACUGGAGAUAUCGAAACUCUCCAAGAAGAACAAGAGUUCAAAAUCCUUGAGCGAAAUCAAACUAGAGAUUGACAAAUACGCCGAGGAGGUUUCAGCUUUGGAAGCAUCAGCUUGUAAAGGCGAGAUUAUAGCAGAGAUGGAUGUGGACAAUUUGACUGACAAUUUGAUGAGAAUAUUGUUAAAACUGGAUGAAGUUGCAGCUGAGGGAGAUCUAAAAUUGCGGAGAAAAGAGCAGGUUAGGAGAGUUCAGAAGCAGAUUGAAGCUCUUGAUAAGUUGAAGGGAGCAUCAGACUCGAGGAAGCAGCAGCCAUUGGAACAUUCGGAGUCAUUUGUAGUGACAACAAAAUGGGAAACAUUUGACUAAGCAGCCAACAUUGGAGAUGAAACACGAAAUGAAUUAGCGAGUUUCCGGCUUGUUUUUGUUGUUCCAUUAGUCAUAUAAAAUUCUUCAUUCUUGGGAACAAGAUUUUUUUUUUUUUAAAUCAGCUUGAGAAUAAGAUUUAAUCUCUAUUGUGCUGAAACUGUUAUAGUUGCUAGUUGAGUUUUAGGGUUGUAAAAGGAAAUCGUCGAGUUGUGAAUAUGGAAACCGCGGAAUUUGCAGUGACAAAAUCAGUGUGCCAACGUGUGUGUCGGUGUGUUGGUGCUUAGCUGUGACCUGUGAACCUUUUUUCCCCGUGUUUUCUUUUUCUCUUUUAUUUAUUAAUUUUGAAAACUUGAGGUUUGUUUUCUUUUUGAUACUUUGGGGAGCGACAUUACUGUAACGAUUCGUCGCAUUAGAACAACGUUUUCCUCCUUCAGCUUGGGACCAUUACUCUUUUAGGGCAAUU